UGUGUGUGUGUGUGUGUUUCUAUUAUUACAAAGGGAAAACCGCAGUUGCGUAACGGAGACGCGUUCAGGGCCGCCCGGAUGAGUCAGAUCUGAAUCACUUCUGCUUUCACACCCGCGGAUCCGCCACGAACCGAGUUUCAAGGCCGUCGUCUGAACCAGGAUUCUGGUUCUGGACCUCCUGAAUAUGCGGAACCAGAAGACCUGCACGCUGACCGGGCCGGACCAGAACCCGGUCCUCCCGGUGGUCCCGGUGGUCCGAUACCACCCUUCUAUCCAGAACUCAGGGGGCGGCGCUUCCUCCAAACCUGCCUCCAGAACCAGGACCAGGACCAUCCAGAACCAGAACCCAGUGGUCCCGGUGGUCCCGGUGGUCCCGGAGGUCCGAUACCAUCCCUCUAUCCAGACUCCAUCUAAACCCCCGUCCAGAAUCAGAACCAGGACCAACCAGACCCAGAAAACCAGACCUGCUGGGACCAGAACCGACCCCGACGGAACCAGACCCGACCCGGAGGGUCAGGACCAGGACCUGAAGCAGAAACCUGCCCCGAACCGGGCCGGCGGAGACGGAGCCCCGCCCAGCCCCGGAGCCCCGCCCCCACCAGAACCACACCUGGACCACCAGGCCCCGCUGGACCCGGGCCUGGUGGACCGGGUGGAGGUCCAGACCCGGGGCCAGAGCACCAACCCGGACUGGUUCCUGUGGAGGAAGAACCGGAUCACGGCGUCGGUGGCUCAUCGCAUCGCGAACUGCCGCUACGUCACCGGGGGGGGCGGAGCCCCGCCCGCCUCCUACCUGGCCACUGUCACAGGUUCGGGGCCCCGAGUCCAGACCAGAGCCAUGAGCUGGGGGGUCCACAUGGAGGCCCGGGCCGUCCAACGGUACCAGGUGAGAGUCCAGACCCCGUAGUGGUCUCAGAG
This is a messenger RNA of Cololabis saira (Pacific saury), 918 nucleotides long. RefSeq lists its product as uncharacterized. Bases 185 to 907 code for a protein of 240 amino acids. NCBI's taxonomy places the organism in Eukaryota, Metazoa, Chordata, Actinopteri, Beloniformes, Belonidae. The transcript has 3 exons. The record is from RefSeq and is a predicted model, not a curated record.